AUGAACAGAGAAUUACAACUACGAGAAGUGCAAUUUCUCGCCAUCGUUGAAUAUUUCGACGAUGACGAUGACUCUACAGCCGAAUUUGUCAAAUUUUGUGCGAUGAGCAGCGACGCUUUCAAAGAAAACCUCCGAUCAGCGAUUCGGGCGAAAUUCAGAAUCGACAUUUUUGGCGGGGUUUUUGACGUGUUCUAUUUGGACGACAAGACUGAAGUGAAGUUGAACUUGCUGGGCGACGUCAGCGAUUUCUUGCUUUGGAUCGGGUGUUUCUUUGAUGAUCAGCUUUUGCACUUGACUUUCAAGCUGCGACUAGUCGUUCGGAAGAAAAAGGCCUUUCGAAGGACAUCUCAGCAAGGAAUGACGAUUCAACAAGCCCCAGCCCCGGCAAUUUCCCUUCCUACUUUUCUUCCGCCAUCGACGGUAUCUGAAACCAGACCAGUGGAAAAUCGAAAACAAGAAGAAGUCAAAUCAAAACCUCCAAUUUCAAACAGUCCCUUAUUCAAUCCGCCAUCAAGAGAAUCGGAAAAAGCCGCAUCUCAAAAAUCCUCGAAUGAUUCCGACGAGGACAUGGAAAUAGCCCUGCAGCCAGUGGAGCCGAAAAGAUCGGUCUUUCGAUCAAGAAAAAGGCAGGCACGGAUGAGUCGAAGUUGA
This is a messenger RNA of Oikopleura dioica, 651 nucleotides long. NCBI's taxonomy places the organism in Eukaryota, Metazoa, Chordata, Appendicularia, Copelata, Oikopleuridae. The record is from the annotation of a GenBank genome assembly.